Penicillium maclennaniae is the source of this 1614-nucleotide messenger RNA. RefSeq lists its product as uncharacterized. The transcript is spliced from 2 exons. NCBI's taxonomy places the organism in Eukaryota, Fungi, Ascomycota, Eurotiomycetes, Eurotiales, Aspergillaceae. The coding region runs from base 1 to 1614 and encodes 537 amino acids. The record is from RefSeq and is a predicted model, not a curated record.
AUGAACGACCCUUAUGGCGCCCCGUCAAGACGCGGGGUUCCCCAUGUGGAGGCCAAUGCGAACAUCCAGUUCGUAAGCAAUUCGAUAUCACCAAUGUCAGAAGAAACACAUCUGUCAGAGGAUAUCCAGGUCCCACGAUCCCCCCAACAACUAUCCCUGCAGAUAAAUGGGUCGAAUGCCGGGUCGCAUGAGAAGGACUGCUCGAAUGUUUACGUUGAAUCGUCAGAACGCGGUAGCGAUACAUCGGGCGAUAGUCGGCAAUCAGAGCUGCAGUCCGCCAGUGCUUUCACCGAGUCCUUGCCCAGUCUACCCUUAUCCUCAUUAAACGAUUCCAGCCGAUCUAUGGAGGAUAGCCUGCGCGUGCGGGAUUCGGAUUCAUCAACACCUACAACGGAACAGAGGAUAUCGCAUUCUCAGGAUACAUUCAAGUCACUUUCAAUGAAUGGAAAUGAAGGGUUGGAUGGCUCUCAUGCAGAUGUGAAGCUAGAGAAAGAAAGCGAAGACUCCCUAGGGCCAUUGCGCUCAUGGAGGCAAUCAAGUUCGCGAUUUGGGGUUGGGAAACUUACGCCGGGCCAUAAAAGAACCGCUAGUGGGGAUAUCAAGCCUGUCUCGUCCAAUUUGGCAGCAUACCAGGAUUCCGAUGCCAAUGGGGCUACACGCCGGCGUUCAAAGAGUACAGGCUCGCCGGCCCAUGGAACUAGGAUUGCACAAUUAUCCAUUCAUAUUCGAACCCGACUUUCGUAUGCGGCUGCCAAAAUAGAGAAGGCCCGCCAAUCGCGUGAAAUCGCGGAACUUCCACUGCGCGGGCUCGCAACCCUUUCUUCAUUGAGCUCACCAGCACCGAAUGGUGCCAUAUCAACAACGGCCUCAAACCCAACACGGCCACCUGGUUUAGAACCAUCACCGCCAGACACACCCCGCUCCUUCCCCUCUCAUCACCGUUCACAGUCAGCAAUAACCUCCGGCAAACUUCUUGCCAUUCCCAAGCUGGCACCUCCUGUUGAUAUUAUAUCAUCAAAUGGGGACUCUCGUCGCCGGCGACCUAACCCCAAUUUGGUCCCAAAAUCAUUUGAGCGGAGCCAAUAUGGCCGCCAUCGACGACAUCAUUCACAUCAAGAACAUUUGAUCACUCGACCGUUGAACGGCUCCCCAUCCGUAGUGGGACCUGGAACACCGUCGAUUGCGCCCUAUAGACAAGCACCUACAUCCGCACAAGAUGGAUACUACGGGUCCCGAACCCAAUCUCAGAAUAGUGCAAUGGAACAAGACGCAAUUGAAACGCUCAUGUUCAUGUCCAGUCCUGAAAACUCUGGGUAUCGCUCCAGUCCUCGGCCUUUACAGCCACCCGCCGCACAAAAGAGCCUGAACGAGUCACUCUAUUCCAAGCAAAAUGGAAUGACAACUCACAGCCAAAGCUCACAAAGCACAGCAUCUGGAGGGCGAGGGUUCCCGUCAAAAACGCACGGAUUGGGCCUUGAAGCCGGCGCAGGGGAUGAAAUUGACCGCCUUCUUGACCAGAUGGAAAGUGACAGUGACGAUGAUGCACACUUUACAGCGCAUCGUCUUGGGCUCAGGGGACAGGCUUCUAAAGGGGAUCAUGCACAGUCGAGGUGA